Molecule: messenger RNA, 2521 nt
Organism: Phycodurus eques (leafy seadragon)
Lineage: Eukaryota; Metazoa; Chordata; Actinopteri; Syngnathiformes; Syngnathidae
Product: caspase-7-like
Exons: 4
Coding region: 665-1552 (295 amino acids)
Biological process (GO): proteolysis
Molecular function (GO): cysteine-type endopeptidase activity
Source: RefSeq, a predicted model, not a curated record
GUAUACUACAUGCAGUGCACUAAUUUGGUUACACUUUGCACACUGUCAUACGAAAUAUAAAGUAUAGUACAGUUUGUGCGCUAUAUUUUAACACAUUACAUUCUAGUACUGUCCAUUACACUGCAUAACAUUGUUACACUAUGUGACUGCAAUACCGGAUAUAUAUUACAUGAUAGAACACUAACACAAACACAAUAGAGUGCAUUACAUUGUAGUUCAUUGCAAUACGUUGUGAGCUACACUCCAUCACAGUACAUGAAACUACAGUACACGACAAUAGAGUACAUUAUAGUACCUGCACUACAUUGUAGUACACUAACACAGCAUCAUGGUUCUGUACAUUAAACUGCAUAAUAUGAAUAGACUAGGUAAUAGUACUGUAUAUUACAACAAAAACAUAUAACUGCUUUACAGGAUUGUCUAUUGCAUCCUACAUGAAAACAGCGGACAGCAUCGUACAUUAAACUACAUUACAGUAUUGUGUGCUACAUUACAUUAUAGCACUAUAUUACACCGCAUCAUGUUACACUAAAUAACUACAUUAUGCUGUAUAACAUUAGAGUACACUACAUUAUUCUGCAUUAUAAUACAUUACAGUACACUACAUUAAAGUACAUUGACCUACAUAACAUCUCGUUAUAUUACACUACAUUUUGUACACGUCAUGAAAUUAAUGUACGUUAUUUUAAUUAACAUCGACUACAUUGCGCUACGUGAUAGUACCUUUCGUAAUAGUAAACUGCACUACUUGUUACGUAAGGGAGGACUUGACUUCUUAUCACCUAUUACUAAUGGAACUUUGUCAGUGCCAUGUGACCACCUGCACCAAUCAAAUGUGAAACGUGCGUGCGUGCGCAGAGAGCCGUCGCCCGGCGUCCGAGUGUUUCCUGGCCGUGCUGUCGUCUCACGGCGGCGACGGCUGUGUGCUGGGUGCGGACGGCGCCCCCGUGUGGCUGUCGCGGGUGUUCGCCUACUUCGACCGCGCCGACAUGGAGCGCAUGGCCAAAGUGUUCCUCAUCCAGGCGUGUCGCGGCGACGCCACGGACGACGGCGUCGCCGCGGAUACCGUGGAUUCGUGCGGCGAGCGGGACGAAGGCGGAGCCUCUCACGACGUGUCCGUGCCCGUGCCCGUCAACUCGGCCGUCAUGUACGCCACCGUCGCAGCCAGCAUGAGGAAAGGGGCUUUGGGCCGGCGUGGCCACUUAAGAGCGCCUCGUUGUUGGCCGUGAGUGCAGAGAAAGCUGGAAGAGCAAGCUACGUGGCAUUCAUGCACCGCAAGGGCUCGGUGUUCCUGCAGACCUUCUGCUCCCUGCUGGAGGAUGAGGACCACACGGGCAUGGAGCUGAUGCGCCUGAUGACCCGCCUGUCGCACCGCGUGGCCUUCACCUUCCGGGCCAAAGGUCGCGAGUUCGGCGGCAAGAAGGAGAUGCCGUGCCUCCUCAGCCGCAUGACCCGUGACGUCUUCCCCUUCGCCAAAGGUCCGGCGCCGGCGCCGGCUGUCACCUUCGUGGCCCGUGAUGUCACCAAGAAGCGCCCGGCGUCCAUCGGCUAAACUUUUUUUUAAUUAUUUAUGACUUCUACAACCAGAAGGAGUCGCAAUGAAUGAAUCAUGAUCCACAAACAGUUUCAUUCUUUACAUUCUAUUGAAUUAUGUUAUACUGCAUGUUUUUGAAGAACAUUAUUAUUUUUUUUUUUAGGAGGAGGAGGGUGGAACAGAUUAAUGGCAUUUGCAUUAAUGUCAAUGAUGAUUUGGGAUAAAUGUCUCGAGUUAGGAGCGUGGCCACGGAACAAAUUCAACUUGUACGUCAAGGCAGAGCUGUACAUGUCAGGCAAAAGCAGCCAUUUUUCUGUAUGUUGGAUACAUUUGACCCGAGGUAGGGGCUUCAAAACUGCAAAUAUUUGCAGCUUGUCGGCUCGUUUUGUGGGGUUAAAUUGUUGAAUAUUUAUUCAGGGCUGUUUAUGUAUACGUUUUAGAAGGACAUUUCUUCCCAAGAUGAAGCACUUCAUUUUUACACUACCUGUAAGGAGAAAAUAUAAAAUGUAUUAGUUGAUGAAGGUAAAUGCUUGGGGUGGCAUGUCAUUAUAUAAGGUGGUUUGGUGCCAGGAGAACUACAGCAAAUACCAGAAAGGCAAAACCAGUUUGUCUUGAAUAUUUCAAUAAUGUUGGGUUUUUUUUUGUUUUGUUUUUUGUGAGCAAAGUUGGAAAAUUAUUAAAAUCUGAAAAUGUGUGGUGACUUGAAUGCAAGUUCUCCCAGCGUGCGAGAAGGAAGUGGAGCAUUCUUGCUAAAAAAAAAAAAAAAAAAAGGGUCCUGACGUGCUGAUGGCGUGAAGUGAGCAGGGAGUGGGGGAGUUCCUCAAGGCUCCUGUGUAUCCCCCCACAUUCUUCAAUUCGACAAGAUGCUCCAUUUUCAUUUUUGUAGCACACAUUUAGCUUCACAUUUACUGGAAUCAAACUGUUUUGUGUUAUCCGUUUUUGUUGUGACCCUUAAAAUAAAUACAGUAGGGACCCCCUACAAGUGGA